AGUCUCUAGAAGGUGUGAAGUGGCCGAAGGAAAAUGAGGAUGAGUUUACUCCCGAUUCUUUCUGUCUUUAGACAGACGAAACUCCUCGUCACACCUCUCCAAUAUGCAGUAACAAAGUGCGGAUAUGCAGCACCAGGAGCAGCACUUGGAAAGACCAAAAAAAUGAAGAAAAGUCUGGCAGGUCCCGGAAAAGUCGUUCUUCCAGUGGAAACUGACACCAACAAACUAGUCAAUUACGUCUGUGGCUCGAACAUCUACAAAGAAGGCGAGGAUAUCAAACUGAAACCCGAGAGUGAGUACCCAGACUGGCUCUGGACGCUUUGGACUGAGAAUCCUCCAGCACUUGAGGACUUGGACCCCAACACCAAAGCCUACUGGAGAAAAUUACGAAAAAUGGGGCUGAGGAGGAAUAAUAUAAAAUCACUUCAUAAACAAAAGAAAACCUCUUACAGAAUAUAAAUACAUAAUCAUGUACACUAACUAAUUAAUCAACCAUUCAGCUGUUAACUAAAAUUUCAUCAAUAAAAUUGUGAAAAACUUGACAAA
Diachasma alloeum is the source of this 546-nucleotide messenger RNA. RefSeq names its product 39S ribosomal protein L54, mitochondrial (gene mRpL54). Bases 34 to 459 code for a protein of 141 amino acids. The transcript is spliced from 2 exons. NCBI's taxonomy places the organism in Eukaryota, Metazoa, Arthropoda, Insecta, Hymenoptera, Braconidae. The record is from RefSeq and is a predicted model, not a curated record. Gene Ontology annotation, cellular component: mitochondrial large ribosomal subunit. Gene Ontology annotation, molecular function: structural constituent of ribosome.